UUUUGUAAUGGUGGUAUUUCGUGUGUCAACUUUUGUUGUUUUUUUUAAAAUGUGAAGCUCUGAGGUUAUCUUAUAGACCUUCUAAUUUAUAAUCAAUUAAAAAAUAAUAACGCUACCCCUUUUUAACAUAAAACAUGAGCAUUUUCCAAGAUAAUUCUCUAGCGGUUGAUAACCCUCAAAGCAGAGAAGAGGAGGAGGAUCUGGAAGAACAGCGGCGUCGCGAGGAAGAAUUGUCAGAUUUACUGGCGACUGGAAUACACGCAUUUAAUUAUGAGGACAGUACAAUGAAUUCUUCUGUAACUUCAGUCGAAGAGGUUGGACCAAAUUAUGUGAAGACAAAAGGCAAAAAUGACUUUAAUUACGAAGAUAGUAGUAAAGCAGUCCCAGACAACUUAUCCGCUAAUUCGUCACAAGUUACUGAACGCAAUUAUAAAAACGUCGACCAGCAAGAACAGUUAAAAGUAUUGUAUGACGUUCGGGUAAGAGAAAUUAACAAUCUUAGAGAGGAGUUUAACAAAUUUAAAGCUGAAAAAGAAAAAGAAAUGACGGUUUUAAAACAUAAAGUGACGUUAUCAGAAGCAGAACUUCGUCAUUGCCAGGUUACUUUAUCAAAUUCGGAAAGUCUGUUAGUGGAAAAAAAUGACGUUAUUAACCAUUUAAAAGGAAACAUUACCUCACAAGUAGACGAAAUUAGUAAUUUAAAGAAAGUGCUUGAGCAACAAAAUUUGGAAAUUUGCACAUACAAAUCAACAGUUAAUGAGCUGCAGAUGAAACUCGCAGAUAAUAAUCCAUUUAACACAGGCGCUCGUAAAUUAAAUUCUGAAGAACUGCAGAAGGCGCACCGAGAUCAGAUUAUAAAAUUAGAGACUUUUCUACAGGAAAAGUCCAAAAAAGUGGAAAUAUUAGAAAAAGAAAAAAAUAAUUUAAAGGAAGACAUGAAAAAGUUAGUUGGACAGAAAAAUGAAGUGGAAGAAGAAAAUAAUUUAAUGAUUAUAAGUUUAUCAAAAAAAUUGCAAAGCGCCCAACAACAAUGUAAAGAUCUCUUCUUAUUAGGCGAAGCUAUAAAAAAGGAGAGUGACCACUUUAAGGAUCGAAUUCAACAGUAUGACAAUAAAAUUGAUUUAUCGGGAGACAGUUUAGCGCUUAAUAAUGUGGACAAAGACACCAUCGUCGUACACAUCGAAAAAUUGAAACGUAUGUUGUUAGACAAAGACGUCGAAUUAAAUACUCUCAAAACAAAACUAAAGUUCUACAACUCCGAUCUAGAUGAAUUGUUUGAAUAUAGACAGUUGCUUAAUAAAAUGUACUCAUGUGAAGUUAAGUUAUGCAACAAUAGCGAGCAUGAAGAACUCAUUAUUUUUAUGCAGAGACAAUUACAAAGCUACCAACAAGCUAUUGAUGACCGCAACAACCAAAUAAUGAGUUUAAAUAUGGUCAAUAAGGAAUUACAGGAAAAAAUUGAAGAAAUGUUAGAACAAACACGUACAGACAUUCAGAAUAUUUCACAAAAGUAUAGUUUGCCCCAGUUGGAAACAAUGAGUAACGAACUGAAAAAUGCGGAAGAAAUGAUCAACAAUUUAAAACAACAGUUAACGGAAAAAGGCGAUGACAAGGGAAAAUUCGAAAAAAUUCUUCGCGAAAAGGAGGAUUUACAAGAACUUGUUACCCAAGAGAGGAAAAAGUUUGAGGAAAGUGUGUCACAAACGAAACGAGAGUUGAAAGAUAUAAAUAACGAACGAAAUAAGUUACUCCAAGAACUGUCAGAGUUUAAGAAAACCGAAUUACAGUUGACGGAGGAGAACGAAAAAGUUAAAACACAGUUACAAAAGAUUUGUCUAAACCUUGGGCUUUCAGAGGCUGAAAUAUUCGAUUCUGAAGAUAUUCAUGACGUAAGCACUUUAAAAUCAAAAUACGGACAAAUACACGAUCAGCUGCAGCACGUUCUUAUGCAUUUGGAAAGUAUGAAUGUGAAAAGAACAAAUUUCAAUAUCGUUUUUAAGUUGAAAAAACAACUGCAGAACUUUUUAAAUUUAAUGACUGAGCAAAGUUUGGAGCAGAAACACGUUGAAGACAAAUUGGAGCAGUGGGAUAAUAUGUUGAGCGAUUUUAUUGAAAGUUUGAGACAUGAUGCAAGUUUGACGAACGGCGAUUUGGAGCUGAAAGACAGUAUUGAAGAUGUUACGAAUGCUAAAACGAUGUUGGAAGGGGAAAAAUUUGCGCUGGAAUAUCAGCUGAAAAGUCGCACACUUGAACUGGAAGAAGCUAAAAAGCAAAUCGCUUUGUUGAAUGAAAACAACAGCAGUCUUAGUCAAGAGUUUGAACAGAGUACGCGCUCGGUUCAGAAAUUAAAUGACCAGAUACAAAAUUUAAAGAAAUGUUUACAAGUGGUUGAGGAGAAUAAAGUUGAAGUAGAGAAACAGUUGGAGAACACUCAAAAACAGCUGAAUGAAGCAAAGCAAGAGACCAUAGAUUUACGUAAACAAGUUAGAGAAGUAAAUGAAAAUGUAGUAAGAAAAAAUUUGUGUAAAGAAUUAAGAAAUGUCGAAGACACGUUGCAACAAAGUAACAAUGAUGUUUUAGGUAGUGAUAUUUUUCAAAAGUGUUUACAAGCUCAGGUGUUGAAAGCGGAAAUUACUUUACGUGAUAAACUUCAUGAAGAAAAUGUACAGAAAAUGCAAAAAAUUGAAGAUCAGUACAAGAAUGUGCUAACAGAAAAAACAGAAAUGUAUAACAAAGAGAAAGAAAAGUGGAAACGGCAGGAAGCCAAUUAUAGAAAACAGUUUGCCGCUCUUUUAGAAGAAUGUGGUAAAAAAAUGGAAGAAUUAGAAAACGAAAACAUUAAGUUAGUUAAGCGUGUAAAUGGAGUACUCCAAGAGCACGAAGCGUUUAAAAACAACGCCAUAAUUAGCAUUGAAAAAUCAAACAAGGUAGCUGCCGAUUGUAAAAAAGCAAUGAGGGAAUCUAGCACUAAAUGGGCCACACUUUUACAAAGUUAUAUGACCGAUGCUACCAAAAUUGAGAAGCAACAGCAAAGAAUUGCCAAAGGCGUUUUAAAAAAAAUUAAACUAAAUCAAGCGGAGGUAACUCUAAUAGAAAAUUUGUAUGACAAUAAAAUUAAGCAACUGAAAGAGAAAAACCUGGGUAACAAGUUCAACAUUGUGUGAUGAAAUUUAGUUGAUAUUAACAAAAAUGUAUUUUCAGUAUUAAUUUGUGUUAUUAAACUUUUUUGCAAUUU
Zophobas morio is the source of this 3235-nucleotide messenger RNA. Its product is annotated as repetitive organellar protein-like. The transcript has 12 exons. Bases 135 to 3164 code for a protein of 1009 amino acids. The record is from RefSeq and is a predicted model, not a curated record. Lineage: Eukaryota; Metazoa; Arthropoda; Insecta; Coleoptera; Tenebrionidae.